UGAUCCCGCCCGGCCCUCGGGGUGGUGCAGCGAGCGGCGGGGCGUGGGAAGGGCCGCCCGGGCCUCUGUGACGUCGGCGCCGGAACCUGGAACCCCGGCCGCGGGAGGGAAGGCGACGGCCGGGACGGUUCUCCCGCGGCCUCUCGGGGACGCGGGGCGCAGCCAUGAGCGAGACCAGUGUCGGUGCGUUCCCGUCCGGCAGGCGCACCAGGCAGCCCUUCAUGCGCCAAGAGAGCCUCUCUCUGGACUCCAGUUGCUUUUCUUCUCCGCCUAUGAAUGUCCUUCAAGAACUGCCAAGCUACCGGUCCACUGCACGCAGGAGGACAAACAUCCUGAACCGAGACAAGCAAAAUGGCACUUUGCUGAAGCCGACAGAUUCUUACAGCUCCCAGCUGGAGGGAGGAAUCAACGAAAAUCUCAAUAGCCAAUCCAUUCGGAAGUACGCGCUGAACAUCUCAGAGAAGCGGAGACUAAGGGACAUUCAGGAGACCCAAAUGAAAUACUUAUCUGAGUGGGACCAGUGGAAGCAGUACAGCAGCAAGUCCUGGAAGAGGUUUCUAGAGAAGGCACACGAGGUGACCACCCACCUGGAGCUGUGGCGGGACGACAUUCGCAGCAUAGAAGGAAAAUUUGGUACAGGGAUUCAGUCCUAUUUCUCCUUCUUGCGGUUCCUGGUGUUGCUGAAUUUGGUGAUAUUUCUGAUCAUCUUUAUGCUGGUUUUGCUCCCUAUCUUGCUUACCAAAUACAAGAUCACCAAUAGCAGCUUUGUGCUCAUUCCAUCCAAAGACAUGGAUAUACAAUGUACGGUUUAUCCAAUAAGUAGCUCUGGACUCAUUUACUUUUACAGUUAUAUCAUAGACUUACUUUCUGGCACUGGUUUCUUGGAGGACACCUCCCUCUUUUAUGGACAUUACACCAUUGAUGGGGUGAAAUUUCAGAACUUCACCUAUGACCUGCCCCUGGCAUAUCUGCUAAGCACAAUCGCCUACCUGGCCCUGAGCCUUCUUUGGAUAGUGAAAAGGUCAGUGGAAGGGUUCAAGAUCAACCUGAUUCGGAGUGAGGAGCACUUCCAGAGUUACUGCAACAAGAUCUUUGCUGGCUGGGACUUCUGCAUCACCAACCGCAGCAUGGCAGAUCUGAAGCACAGCAGCUUGCGGUAUGAGCUCCGAGCAGACCUGGAAGAGGAAAGAAUACGGCAGAAAAUAGCAGAAAGGACCUCAGAAGAAACGCUACGGAUUUAUUCUUUGAGGCUAUUUUUGAAUUGUAUUGUUCUGGCUGUUUUAGCAGCAUGCUUUUAUGCGAUCUAUAGAGCAACUAUAUUCUCGCAAGAGCACAUGAAAAAAGAAAUUGACAAGAUGGUUUUUGGAGAGAACCUCCUGAUAUUGUACCUGCCAUCUAUUGUGAUUACACUGGCCAAUUUUGUCACCCCAAUGAUCUUUGCUAAGAUCAUCCACUAUGAGGAUUAUUCCCCGGGCUUUGAGAUCCGGCUGACGAUCCUUAGGUGUGUCUUCAUGCGCCUGGCCACCAUCUGCGUGCUGGUAUUCACCCUGGGCUCCAAGAUCACCACUUGCGAUAACUACACGUGUGAACUCUGUGGCUACAACCAGCAGCUCUACCCGUGCUGGGAGACCCAAGUUGGGCAGGAAAUGUAUAAGCUGAUGAUCUUCGACCUCAUCAUCAUCUUGGCUGUGACGCUAUUUGUGGAUUUUCCUAGAAAGCUCCUGGUGACCCACUGUUCAUCCUGGAAGCUGAUUCAGUGCUGGGGGCAGCAGGAAUUUGCCAUUCCUGAUAACGUUCUGGGCAUUGUUUACGGGCAAACCAUUUGCUGGAUCGGAUCUUUUUUCUCACCUCUUCUCCCAGCAAUCGCAACCAUGAAAUUCAUUAUCAUCUUUUAUGUGAAAGAGAUGAGUCUUCUCCAUACCUGCAGACCCUCUCCGAGGCAGUUCAGAGCAUCCAAUUCGAAUUUUUUCUUCCUAUUGGUGUUGUUGAUUGGGCUAUGCUUGGCCAUAAUACCUCUGACGAUCAGCAUGGCACACAUCCCUUCCUCAAAAGCCUGUGGGCCGUUCACCAACUUCAACACCACCUGGGAGGUCGUCCCUCAGACAGUGGCCACCUUCCCCAGCUCACUGCAGUCCCUGAUCCACGGCAUCACGUCAGAAGCCUUCGCAGUGCCUUUCUUCAUGAUCAUCUGCCUCAUUAUGUUUUACUUCAUCGCCCUGGCCGGAGCGCACAAGCAGGUGGUGGACCAGCUCCGAGAGCAGCUGGCCCUGGAAAGUCGGGACAAGCGUUACCUAAUCCAGAAACUAACAGAAGCCCAAAGGGAUAUGAAGAACCGACUAGAUUGACGUUGAAGAUGCAGUUGCAUGUCGCUGACAAGCUGACUCUGCCAAGCCUACAAAGUCCACUUGAGUUUUGAAUGGAAAUUUUUAAAUAUAUUUUCUGGAGUUCAGGCUUUUCCUAAAAGUGGCUCCCCCUUUGCAGCUAUGGUGGCCUGUUUAUGUAACCCAGCCCCUACAUUAGGGCUUUAGUGACUUAGAAAAGCAGGUUCAAAACCAAGUCUUGCCUACAGACCAGCGCUCAGUGACAAAAUUAACUUGUCAGCCUUUACAACAAGUCUUGUGAAGGUAACUUUUAUAUUUUUAAAAGUUUAUUUUGUCUUGAAUUUUAAAGUGAACUUUAGAGGUUAUUAUACAUUCAUGAGGCUUGAUGAUUUCUUUUGAACCAGGUUAUAGGGGUUUAGGCUGAGCAGUGUCCUUAACAACUAGUAACUUAAAAUCUGUUGGCUUAAAAUGAGACCUGAGUAUUUUAAGUGAAGAGAAAUCCUUGAAUCAUGAUGUUUGGGAACAGAUGGUGAGAAAAUGGAGCUGAUGGUUAUGUAAUUUCGUCUAGCUACAUGGUAGUAAUUUUUGAGAGAAAAGUCCAUCUGCAGCUUUGUGAAUGAGCAGUUCCCGAAUGCCCUAGAUUAAGCUAAAUAUAUGAGGAAGUGAACUGCUGCAGGAUGAUAGCCUUGAUUUCUUGGCUUCCUGGGCAGCUUGCUGCAGCCUUAUUUCUCAGGGGAAAACUGUCUUUGGCGGGCUGGACAGCCACAAACCGUCUGUUCCCUUCUAGUCCUGAGUUCUGAAGACUUGGUGGAGGAGCCCGGUGCCAUCAAAAUCAGGAGUCAGACAAAGUUUGACUCUUGAUUUUCCAAAUGCUAUUUGCCUUCCUGCAUUGAGGUCUCCAUUUCUGAAGGUCAAUUAACAUUUCAGAGCCAGACUGGAAAGGUUUAGAGCUAGAGCUUUCUUUGCAUACAUAAGUGUUUGGGGAUGUGGGUUAUCGUCUGUUAACCAGAACAGCCUGUGAAAAAGCACCAAACUAAACUGAACGCUGGUUUCUUAAAUACACAUACCCCCAUUUUUAAGGCCUACUGUGUAUUUCACUGUACUUAAAAUUUUAAAUGCACGUACCUUUCUUUUGUAACACAUGCAGGGGAUCUCUUAAGAUUUUCAUUAACAGUAAAAACCACAUGCAAUGACUACCUCAUCAUAAGCUUACCCAAAAUUGAUAGCACUAAAACUUUUACUACAAGCCUAAGUUAUUGUUUUAUGUAAUUGGUUUUCAUUUAAUAGCCUCAGAAGCCUCUUCCAAGUACUGUAGUUUUGUAAGGGACUGUUGGAGCUUUCCUUCCACUGUUUUUCUUUCUUUCACUGACUCCAAACCUUUCCUGGAGGAUAACCUGGAAUUCAAAGUUGGAUGCGGGUUUUAGAAAGCUGCUGUUAAGAGUAAUUCCUCCCACUUGCCUGUACUCAAAAGUACAGGGGACUCCCUGCUCUGAGGAGCAAAGCACACUCGCUAUAGCUUGCACAUUUCUUUAUACUUGUCCCUUUCCAGAGAGCACUUUGAUGCUCUUUCACAAAGUAUAAACAUGGGGUAUUUUUGUACCUGGGAGACUGAUGGGCUUUUCAAGAGAUUCUUGUCUUGUUAAGGCUAUGAGUUUCUAAAUCUAAGAACUGAUAUCAUGGAAUUUUGGGUAACCCGAAGUUCAUUCCAUCCUCACCAAAAAAAUUCUAAUUGUUGACUUUUCUGCCUAUUGUCUUUAUACACACACACACACACACACAUAUACACAUACAUACAUAAUGUCCAUGCUUUCACCAAGUUUAUGAGGGAAAUUUUCUGUGUGUGUGUGUGUGGUGGAAACAUGAAAAUGUGACUCGUUUUUCUUCUCUUAUAAAACUGGCACUGAAAUAUGCUAAUUUAUUAGUUUUAGUUAAAUGAUACUAAUUUGUAUACCUCUUAUUUGAAUGUUUUAAUGUUUUGAUAACUUUAAUACCUUCAAGUGAAGUCUGUAUAAUUUUUUAAAUGCAGCUCUAACAAAUGUGCAUUAAACCUACUGAUUAAACAGUAACUUCGGAGUUUUAUAAUGUAAUUGUGUAUAUCUGAAUUCAUGCAGGCUUCUUGCCAGCAAUCAAGUGGUCAUAGUAAACUGUAACAGUUUGCAAAGUUGCUCUUGGCCUUUUUUCUAGAAUCACAGAAAGAAAAAAGAAGUGUUAAUUGUCUUCAUCAGAUGAGGGCUUUUAAGAGUCCUUGGCUCUGUUGGAGACUUGCAAGGAGGUCGUAUGUGUAUGUGAUUUUAUUUAUUUAUUUAUUUAUUUAGAAAUAAAUUCAAACUUAGAGGAACAGUUGCAAAAACAAUACAAACCCCAUACACAGAAUUCCAGCAUUGUGUAUGUGUUUUAAAUAAACUUAAAGUCUAAAAUUAUUUCAAGCACUCCCUAUCCCACUCUCCAGAAGGAACCACUGCUAACAAUUUGUAUAUUUUAUUCCUCCUGAAAAUUUUAAUGCAUAGUCAAGCAGAUAUAUAUGUGUGGUGGGUGUAUAUGUGAAAUAAAUAUAUCUGAACUUUCCCGUUUUUCUACUUAACAUAUCUUGUCCCAUAUCAACAACUGCUUCAUACUUUUAAAUGGUACAAACAUUAUCAACAGUUCCAGUGAUAGAAACUUAGAUUGUCUGCAUAUCAUGCAUUGCCCACUACAACAAACUUUGUGAACAUGAAUUUGAAAAGCCUUUGCAAAUUGCUCCACUCUGCUCUAGGCCCUUAUCAAGGCAGUCUUGCAGGUUGUCACAAGCCCAAAAUGUUCUCAUUCCAGCAAAGAAUCCAAGUCUUUAGAGUACUUGAGCUCUUUCACGGACAAAGUAAAUUCCUACCGCUGCAUAUCUGAUUGCAGUUACCCACUGUCAUAAGUACUGGAGAAGAAAGAAAUUAAUUUUGCCAAGGUGACAGUGCAAGUUCUGACCCCUGGAAAGGAAGAACUUCUGAAUGUAUUUUCUUUAUAUGGGGCAUGGUUUUACUAGAAAGUUCCAUCUGGUGUAUUUCCUUUCCAGUGCAGUGGGAUGUGCUUGGGACAUGGAAAGGAUCUGCUACUUACUUACUUACUGUGUGAUUUUGGAAAAGUGUUUCUACCUCUCUGAAGCUCAGUUUCCUCAUCUUUAAAAUGGGAAAAUAAUACAUCCAUUUCAUUUUUAUUUUUGAACACUGA
Molecule: messenger RNA, 5519 nt
Organism: Choloepus didactylus (southern two-toed sloth)
Lineage: Eukaryota; Metazoa; Chordata; Mammalia; Pilosa; Megalonychidae
Gene: TMC7
Product: transmembrane channel like 7
Exons: 16
Coding region: 165-2345 (726 amino acids)
Cellular component (GO): plasma membrane
Molecular function (GO): mechanosensitive monoatomic ion channel activity
Source: RefSeq, a predicted model, not a curated record